This is a messenger RNA of Penicillium salamii, 354 nucleotides long. Lineage: Eukaryota; Fungi; Ascomycota; Eurotiomycetes; Eurotiales; Aspergillaceae. The record is from the annotation of a GenBank genome assembly.
AUGGAUAAAAACAAGAAUGAACACUCUCGAGGUGACCCUCCCGUUACUUCUCAGCACCAUACGGAGGAUAAAGCCCUCUCUUUGCAAGACAAGAACCGUCCCCAGGGUCUCGUUCUUCUCGACGAGGAGCAAAGAAGCCGACAAGGUGCUUCAUCCAUAGGGUCUGGGCAUGGCUUCUUUAGGAUGCAAAUAGACGAAAAUUCACGUGUAUUUAACGGCGAUGCCAGAGGCAAGCGUCCCGAUGGAACUCAGCUCCACAUGAUCAGUGGUGGGUCUGUGAAGAAUAAGAGCACUCUGAUCAACGGCGAUUUAGACCCGGAAAUUUUUAGAGAGAUUUUUGGCAAAGAUCGCUAG